Messenger RNA from Caenorhabditis angaria, 882 nucleotides. NCBI's taxonomy places the organism in Eukaryota, Metazoa, Nematoda, Chromadorea, Rhabditida, Rhabditidae. The record is from the annotation of a GenBank genome assembly.
AUGCUUCCAAAUAAUCAGCCCACAUUUUUCCUUAACAAUAAUAACAAUAAUAAUUCGAUUUCGAAUAGCAAUUUGAAUCAGAUCCAGAAUCGAAUUCCAAUUGUGAGUUUACCUAAUAUGGAUUAAUUUUAAUUGUUUUUUUUGGUGCAGCUUCCACCUUAUUCCAUAUUAUCUGCAUUUUAUGCGUUAUCAUCUAGUUCAGCUAUGAUGGAUGAGAUACAAAAAUCGACGAAAAUUGUCCCGCAAAAAUAUAACAGUCCUGGUCGACCGCUUUGCAUUGAAGAUCGAAAAAGGAUUGUGAGAUUAUAUGAGGAAGGUAAUCGAGUUAGUCAUAUUGCACGAAUUAUUGGAGUAACUCAUAGUUGUGUCAGCAAAAUUAUGUCGAGGUGAGCACUUACUUAAAUGGGUAUAAUUUUUCUUGAGACUUGGUACCUUUUUUUAUAAUUUUUGUGAAACAAUCUUUUGAUCCUCUUAUUCUUGAGGUAGCCUUUAUGCCUCCCCCUCUCACCGCAAAAAAAUCUUAUCAAUCAUUUUAAAAAGGUAUCGACGAACAGGAAGCGUUCAACCGAGAAGUGCUCGUCAUGUCGUUGAACAAAUCAAUUACCCGGUUCCAAAGCGUGACACACCUUUGCCAUUUUCAAUAGAAAGGUUGGAGUUUGUUUUUAGUUUCAAACUUAAAUAGAUUUUUUAAUGGAAAAAUUGAAUGACUUAUUGUUAACAAUUUCAAAAUAUCACGGUAUUAAAAAACAAUGUUUUGAAACGGUUCCGAAAAUUUCAAGAUUUCUAAAUUGUACUAUUCGAAAAAUGAAUCUCUACAAACUUUGAACUUUUUUCAGGCUACUCGCUGAUACAAAACCGCCAAUAAUCAAACCGGAAGCGUAA